Dovyalis caffra is the source of this 4248-nucleotide messenger RNA. NCBI's taxonomy places the organism in Eukaryota, Viridiplantae, Streptophyta, Magnoliopsida, Malpighiales, Salicaceae. The record is from the annotation of a GenBank genome assembly.
AUGCUCUUCCAUCGCCACCGCCGCAGCCGCUACCACUCUCUCCUCCUCAUCCACCGCAAAUUCCUCUCCACAACUACCUCACAGCCAUUACACCUUCCACUCUCCUUCCCAACCUAUAUGAUAUGGGGCUCUAACACUUCCCUCGGCAAAACCCUAAUUUCCACCGGCCUCGCCUCUUCCUUCCUCCACUCUCCUCGCACCACCAAAAAAACACGCAAAUUUGUCUACCUCAAACCAAUCCAAACUGGUUUCCCUUCCGAUUCCGAUUCCCAUUUUGUCUUUUCUAAACUCUCCUCCCUCGCUUCACACCGCUCCUCUCUGUCUCUCUUUGCCUCCAAUUCCGUCCUCAAUUCCUCCCUCUCCGCUGCCAAUUCCCUCUUUGGCGACGAUUCUAAGACCAAGGGUCGGAAUUCAGGGAUUUAUAAUUUGAAUUUUACUGAGGAGAACAGGUUUGUGAAAGAUGGGGUUAAUGAGGUUUCGGAGUUAGUUUGCGAAACCUUGUAUGCGUGGAAGGAGGCCGUUUCGCCACAUUUGGCGGCAGAGAAAGAGAAUGGAGUGGUGGAGGAUUCUUUAGUUUUGGAGGCUUUAGAGAAGUGUUUGAGAAAAGAAGAGGAUAGAAACGAGGGAACGAACGUUUUUUGCGUGGUUGAGACUGCUGGUGGCGUUGCAAGUCCAGGUCCAUCCGGGACCUUACAGUGUGACUUGUACCGCAGGCCUUUUCGCUUACCUGGUGUUCUUAUGGGAGAUGGGCGGCUAGGUGGUAUUUCUGGAACCAUUACAACUUAUGAGAGUUUAAAACUUCGAGGGUAUGAUAUUGUUGCUGUUGUUUUAGAAGAUCAUGGCCUUGUUAAUGAGGUGGCAUUAUUGUCAUAUUUGCGAAAUAGGGUUCCUGUAAUUGUGCUGCCUCCUGUGCCACUAGAUGUGUCAAAUGACUUGUUGGAAUGGUUUGGUGAUUCUGAUAAAGCAUUUAAUUCUCUGAAGGAAAUAAUGCUAUCAGCUUUUUCAGAAAGAAUUCAGAGAUUGAAUGGCAUGCCAAAAAAGGCAGGAGACAUUUUGUGGUGGCCAUUUACUCAGCACAAACUUGUACCGGAAGAGACUGUUACUGUUAUUGAUUCAAGAUGUGGCGAGAACUUUGCCAUUUACAAGGACCAGGACAAUCAGUUCAUUACUCAACAAUUUGAUGCAUGUGCUAGUUGGUGGACUCAAGGACCUGAUGCUACCAUGCAGACUGAGCUUGCAAGAGAUAUGGGUUAUACUGCUGCAAGAUAUGGUCAUGUAAUGUUUCCAGAGAAUGUUUACGAGCCAGCAUUGGAAUGUGCAGAGCUUUUGCUUGAGGGUGUGGGCAAAGGGUGGGCUUCAAGGACAUACUAUUCAGAUAAUGGAUCCACGGCAAUCGAAAUUGCUCUCAAAAUGGCAUUUCGCAAAUUUUCCUUUGAUAACGGACUCCUCCUGGAUUUUCCCAGAAAUAACAGAACUGACAAAUCUGUCCAACUAAAGGGAAUUGAGCUGGCUUGGAAUCCUCUUGUUAUACAAGGUUCUGGUGGAAUGCUUAUGAUUGAUCCACUUUUCCAAAGGGUGCUUGUCAGUGAGUGCCGAAAUAGAAAUAUUCCAGUUAUAUUUGAUGAAGUUUUCACAGGUUUUUGGCGUCUUGGAACCGAGACUGCAGCAGAACUACUUGGUUGUGUACCUGAUAUAGCCUGCUUUGCAAAGCUGAUGACUGGCGGGGUUGUACCCUUGGCUGCCACAUUGGCCACAGAUGCAGUUUUUGAUUCUUUUCUUGGAGAAUCAAAGACAUCAGGAUCUGAGGCCACUAAUGCUAGUGAUCUAAAUCUCAAAGCCCUUUUGCACGGACACUCGUACUCUGCUCAUGCUAUGGGGUGCUCGGCAGCUGCUAAGUCAAUUAAAUGGUUUAAGGAUCCUCAAACAAAUCAUAAUAUUAUUUCUGGACAAAAAUUGCUUAGGGAGUUAUGGAAUGCGGAACUGGUGCAACAGAUCUCAUCACAUCCUUCUGUUGCAAGAGUGAUAGCAUUGGGCACUCUUUUUGCUCUAGAACUAAGAGCAGAAGGGCAUAAUGUCGGGUAUGCAUCUCUCUAUGGCCGCUCUCUUCUUCAGAAGCUCCGUGAAGAUGGAGUUUACAUGAGGCCUUUGGGUAAUGUCAUAUAUCUCAUGUGUGGGCCAUGCACAUCUCCUGAGAUCUGCACAUCACUACUCAUUAAACUUUACACAAGACUUGAAGAAUUCAACCAAGUUCAAGAACAGCCGUAUAUGGAGAGAACUAAUAGUAUGGCUAGAAGGAAGAGGAGCUUAGAAGGUUGUGGAGCAGACGAGGAGCAGCAGCCUGAGCGUAAAAGACCUGCUUUAGCUAGUGUAAUUGUCGAAGCUCUCAAGUUGGAUAGUCUACAGAAGCUCUGCUCAUCGUUGGAACCGGUUCUUCGUAGAGUUCGUUGUUUGAGUGCUCAGCUAUUUUUGGCUUCUUACUGCUGCAUUGCUAUUUAUGCCAAACAGGUAAGUGAGGAAGUGGAGCGUGCUUUAGCAAAGAUAGGCCCUGCCAGACUGAAUGGAAGGUCUUCCCCAAAGCGAAUUGAAGGCCCAGAUGGAAGGAACUUGCAGUUGCACUUUAGGUCUAGGUUGUCACUGCCCCUUUUCACAGGAGGAAAAGUAGAGGGGGAGCAGGGUGCUGCAAUCCAUAUUGUUUUGGUUGAUGCAAACACUGGACAUGUUGUAACUUCUGGCCAAGAAGCCUUUGUUAAACUAGAUGUUGUGGUUGUUGAAGGUGAUUUCAACAAUGAAGCUGAUGAAGGCUGGAUGCAAGAAGAAUUUGAAAGCCAUGUUGUAAAAGAGCGUGAAGGAAAGAGACCAUUGUUGACUGGAGACUUGCAAGUAACAUUAAAAGAAGGGGUUGGAACUUUGGGAGAUCUCACAUUUACGGAUAACUCAAGUUGGAUAAGGAGCAGGAAGUUCAGGCUUGGCUUGAAGGUUGCUUCUGGGUUUUGUGAAGGCAUACGCAUUCGUGAGGCCAAGACAGAAGCUUUUACUGUUAAAGACCACAGAGGGGAAUUGUACAAGAAACACUAUCCACCUGCACUGAAUGAUGAAGUAUGGAGAUUGGAGAAAAUUGGCAAGGAUGGUUCAUUUCACAAGAGGCUAAAUAAUCAAGGAAUAUUCAUUGUUGAAGACUUCCUUCGUCUUGUGGUCAAAGAUUCUCAGAAAUUACGGAAUAUUCUGGGAAGUGGCAUGUCAAAUAAGAUGUGGGAGGCUCUCUUGGAGCAUGCAAAGACUUGCGUCCUUAGUGGAAAACUAUAUGUAUUUUAUCCUGAAGAUUCAAGAAACGUUGGGGUUGUCUUCAACGACAUCUAUGAGCUGAAUGGCCUUAUUUCAGAGGACCAGUAUUACGCAGCUGAUUCCCUUUCCAAUGAGCAAAAGGUGUAUGUGGAUACAUUGGUGAAGAAAGCAUAUGACAAUUGGAAUCAGGUCAUUGAGUAUGAUGGCAAGUCACUUUUGGACUUCAAGCAAAGUAAAAGGUCAAGUUUAUCCCAAAAUGAACUUCAGAUCAGUCAAAUAGGUUACUCUAAUCCUACAGGCCACCAGAUGCAACUACCACGCUUGCCAGCAUCAGUUCCAACAGAGCAGUCUUCUGUUCAUUCAGCCCUACAAGCAGGAGGGUACAACGAUAAUAUGGGAACAAGGUACUCGAUAGAGUCACAGCUUGUAAAUCCUAAUUCCCACACACAGUUUGACAGCAACUCAUUCACACAACAUGAACAUUUGAUCAGCAAUCCUCAACAAAUCCCAAGCACAAGAAAUGAUAACAGUGUUGUUGGCUUGGCCCUUGGUCCUCCCCAGUCAUCUACCUCAGGGUUUCAAACAAUUGGUUCUUCCAUGCAGCCAACUAAUCUUAAUCCUUUUGAUGAAUGGACCAACAACCGGGAUAAGGGCGCUGAGGAAUUCUUUUCAGAGGAAGAUAUUCGCAUCCGAAGUCAUGAGAUGCUUGAGAAUGAAGAUAUGCAACACUUGCUCCGACUCUUCAGUAUGGGAGGCCAUGCCUCAAUGAAUGUACCUGAAGAUGGUUUUUCAUUCCCGUCUUACAUGGCGUCUCCAAUGCCAAACUAUGAUGAGGAUCGCUCACGUCCAGGUAAAGCUGUUGUGGGAUGGUUGAAGAUCAAGGCAGCAAUGAGGUGGGGGUUCUUUAUUAGGAAGAAAGCUGCUGAGAGGCGAGCACAACUUGUUGAGUUGGAUGAUGAUGAGUAG